Nylanderia fulva is the source of this 1756-nucleotide messenger RNA. The record is from RefSeq and is a predicted model, not a curated record. NCBI's taxonomy places the organism in Eukaryota, Metazoa, Arthropoda, Insecta, Hymenoptera, Formicidae.
AUGGUCACGUACAACACGGAUGCCCAAGUUGGCGAAUCGUCGGCAUGCGCGACGGCACUUCUCUGCGGAGUUAAAGCCAAUUACGAGACCGUUGGUCUGGAUUCGUCGGCGCGCUUCGAGGAUUGUUACUCCAGUUCCGAGGCGCGCGUUCCUUCCCUUAUUAAUUGGGCCCAGGAUCAAGGCAAAUCGACGGGGCUGGUUACAACCACCAGGGUCACACACGCGACACCGGCGGCUCUUUAUGCGCAUGCAGCCAGCCGUUACUGGGAGGACGACGGCAAGGUGCCACCUGCUGCACGUACCUCCUGCAAAGACAUCGCGCGUCAGCUGCUCGAGAACGAGCCCGGCCGUAACAUCACCGUGGUCCUCGGUGGCGGUAGACGUCAUUUCGUACCAAAAGUGACUUUAGACCCUGAAGAGCCGGAUAAGGAAGGCAGACGACUGGACGGUCGAAAUCUCAUCGAGGAAUGGUCGAGAAAUCAUCGUCGGAAAAACAUACUCGCGAAAUACGUCCAUAACAAGGAGCAAUUUGAAAACGUGGAUCCGCGAAAAAUAAAUCGUCUCUUAGGUCUCUUCGCCUAUUCUCACAUGGACUUCGACGUCGACCGAAACACGAACGACACCGGCGAUCCUUCCCUGGCUGAGAUGACGAUUAAGGCACUUCGGAUACUUGAGAACAAUCCCGAGGGAUACUUCCUCUUCGUGGAAGGUGGAAGAAUCGACCACGCUCACCAUUACAACAACGCUUAUCGCGCCCUGGAUGAGACCCUGGCGUUGGAGGAAGCUGUCCAGGCGGUUAUGAAGGAGGUCGAUCUCACGGAAACGCUUCUCGUGGUAACGGCGGAUCACUCACACGUAUUAACCCUCGGUGGACUGGCGACACAUCGCGGGAAUCCCAUAUUCGGCUCUGACAGCAAGUUGUCGGACAUUGACGGACAGCCCUAUACCACGUUGCUGUACAGCAACGGCCCGGGUUACACGCAGCCGCGGAACAUCCUGCGGGAAGCUGGGAAGGAUUCCAUUCAGACGGCGGGAGUGCCGAGGGCGUGGGCGACGCACGGUGGCGAGGACGUGCCGGUGUUCGCCAUCGGGCCCCUGGCGAGCACCCUGUUCUCCGGCAGCGUCGACCAGAGCUACAUCCCGCACGCGAUCGCCUACGCCGCCUGUCUGGCCCAUCACGCCAGCCGCUGCUCACGUGAUCUUGCGGGCGGCAACGCCAGCGACACAAUGAGCGCCGCGCCGAUAAGCUGUCCCUCGGCGGAGCCCAACAGCGCGGCGAUAUCCAGCGACGUGAUGAACGACCAGGCGCGAAAUCAGCCCACGAAAUCCGCUGGUCCACCCCAUCGUCCACCUCCGUCGCUGCUGCUGCUGACGAUCACGACGACGCUGCUGGUUCUCCGGUGUACCUUCGAAAGGACGAGUUAAUGCGCCUUUACUAUCCUCCUUCCUCUUCCGCGUGUUCCAGAGUGUGGUGGAGAAGCCACUCGAGUAGCCGGGUUGUCCUGAUGCGGUAAUAAACGGUCGAUUGAGCGACCGCAGUGUAAAUUUGACGGGAGUGGCCGAGUUUCCAGGGCGAGUGUUAUUAUCGCUGGUGAACCGUUCAACAUAUCGUUUGCGCCGGUUUGCAACGAUCACGCGGUUGAAAGUCAUCGAGAGUUUGUUGGCGAACCAGCGAGAUACGUAUAAAGAGCGUAAACGUCAUUUUUGCGCGUGCUUUUCUUUUUUUAUUGGUUCACAGUUGGAAUUUUUUUGUUCA